AUGCUACGUGCCCGAGCUGUCGCUGUGGGCUUCACUCUCUUAACUGUGGCCAAAACGAUGACCUCUGUGGCAGCGACGGCAUCCUCCGAGCCCCGGGGGCUGCAUGCAUCAGUCACCCCGGAUGCACGCACCGGGAGCCCGCAGCAGAGGCUCCAGAAGCUGCUGGCGGUGCCGGGACACCAGCCGAGCCGGAUGAACGACCUGCUCCUCCUCCGGCCUGAAACAGACAGUCCCACUGCAGAGGAGAGGAGCAACAACAAGCAUGUGGUGUUUUUUCAUGGUGACAUUCAGAACUUUGAGGAGGACAUGGCUCUGCAGCCGGAGGGAUCUCAGUGGCUCCGCUGGAGUCUGGAGCAGGUCGCUCUCACGUUGGGCCGACGCUUCCCUGACCGCCAUGUUUGGAUGGUCAGAGCCUCCAACAUGUACCUCCACAAGUUCAGCUGCUACCACAACUUUGUGGAGAGCAACAUGUUCGGAGCACCGGAGCACUCGGCUUACUCCACUGACUUUGGAGCGUUUCUCCACCUCAGGGACCUGCUGAGCCACGGCAUGGAGCGAGCUGACCUUCCACAUCCCCUGCAGCCACAAGGAGGCGCCGACAGCAUCCCCUCAGGCUUCUCCCUCAUCCUGGUGGGCUUCAGCAAAGGCUGCGUGGUCCUGAACCAGAUGGUGUACGAGCUGCCUGGGGCCAGAGCGGACCCCCAGUUGUCCCACUUUAUCAAACAGAUCACAGACAUGUUCUGGCUGGACGGGGGGCACCCGGGGGGCAGCGAGACCUGGGUGACUGACAAGCAGGUUCUGAAGGAACUGGCGUCCUGCGGCGUGUCGAUCCACGCCCAUGUGACACCGUACGAGGUGUGUGACCCGAUGAGGGCCUGGGUGGGCCGCGAGCACACACUCUUCAUUAAAACCCUGGAGGAGUUCGGGGCCUGUCCCGGUAAGAAGCUGCACUUUGAGAACGAGCCCCCCUCCAUCGAGAACCACUUCAGGGUCAUCCAGGAGUUCUGAGCUCUGCUUACAUAAAAACAGCACGAUACUGAGCGAUUAGCUGAACUUCUGUGACCGCUUUAGAUGAUGACAGAGUGUCUUAUUCGCUGCUCGUACCUCGUUUCUCUGGGAUUUAAGGGCUCAGAGUUUGACGGACGCUGGCUCGUUGUACGCUCUUAGACUACAUGCACUUGAUCCCAGCUUCAAAGAUUCCCUGUUAACGUGCUGCAUCCUGAUCCCCCCCCCAAACUUCACCUACCCCGCGGCUUAGAGUGCUCCUGUUGUUAGGACGCACCUUUUCAUUUGGGAACAGGUGUUGUCAUCAAACCCUCAAACACACUCCAAAAUGCUCUGGUCAAAAUGUUUGUUACGUCGAGACCUCUCAGUACCGCUGGUUUAAAAACGAUGCUCUCCGUUAUUUUAGUGAAUGAUAGUGUCACAAUGUGCUAAAGCUUAAAAAUAAAAACGAGAUAUAUUUCAUAAGAGAGGCGCGUAGGAGAGGAAUGACCUCCUAAAAAGCACAAGCUAACUUCUGCUCACUUUCUAUAUUGCAUAAAUACAUUGACAACAUUUCGACAUUGCCUACAUUUUUGUGCAAUUAAGACAAUAUGUAAAAGUUUGCUCACAAUUUUUGAUGAUUGAAAACAAGAGAUGACCCACAGUUUGGUGUCUAGGACUUGUAUUUCUGUUGCCAUGGUAUCGAGACAGGGAUUGAUACAGUUUGAUUUUUACUAGAAUCAUAUUAAAGUUAAUCAUUCUGGUAUCAUCACAACCCCACUCCAAAGCCGUAGACAAAAUUUCCCUUGCAAACUUGAGGUUAUUUUAAAAUGACACAUAGCUACCAUUGCGGUGAAAAACCCGUAUUUUUGUACAGAAUCAAAUCAGAAAUUAAAAUUUGGAAUAUGUAAUUGUAAUGAUUAUUCACAAAUUGGUCAUCGAGCUUUUUCAGAAACUGAUAUCUCGUGUUGCAUGAAUAAAGCGUAAACAGUGUUCUAACAAAUGAUCGACGCAGUACAGGACGCUCCUAAAUUCGGGGUAGGACCAAAAGGGGGGGGGACUUUGGGAUUGGGUCUGUCGGCUCUGAUAAGAAUAUGCAGAUAUGAAAACGUCGACCUUUUUCUUUCCUUCUGAUUCAGACUUGUGUAGACUUCAUGUUGUUUCAGGUCGAUCGUACCUCUGAGAGACUUCAUUAACGUUUUCAGAUAAAGUGAAGCAUGUUGAUUUAUGUUAAUUUAACUCGUCUGUGAUUUUAAACUUCUCCUCAAACCUGCACCUGUGUGGAGCUACUUUAAGACAGCAGAAUGUCUGAACUUCCUCCCUCGUUCCUCAGAAGAGAUUCUUGAUUGUACUAAAAUGUUGUGGCUCGUUUCUUUCACCAGAUACGGGAUCAGAAGUAGAACAUGUAUUUCCUUCAGUUUGAUCCUAAAGUAUACCGUCUCACAAACGUUUCUUAUUCAAAUGUUGCACAGCUGCACUCUGGAAAAGAAGUAGACGACACAAAAACUACAUCUGGCACUUCUUUUGGAUUUGAAUCAGUCCAUCAUUUCUCAAAUUAUUCCUUCAGAUUUUUAUUUAAUGAUGUCAGAAAAAUAAUAUUUAUCAUCGUUUCCUGACAGACAUGAAGCCUCAAAAUGUUUUGGUUUGUCCAUGACGCAAAGAUAAUUAUUCAACUGUCCGGGAAACAAACUGAAAACAUGUAUAUAUUUAUUACCUGACAGUCUGGGUAAACGUUUAAAAAAAAGGAUAACUGUUUAUCAAGACAGUUGGAGAAUCAUUUAAUAGUUGAGAACUAAUCAAUGAAUUAACAGAAGAAGCUUUUGAUUGUAUCGCAUUUUUAUGAAGCUGAGCUGUGGGGAUUUUUGUGUUGAUCGCUUUUUUUUUUUUUUCAAACAAAAUGAACUUUUUAAACAUUUUAUUUCUUUCACCAACACACACACUUUAGAUCAGAAAAUAAUUUUUUUUUUAAAUUAAAUAUCAGCUUUUCAUUCACCCCUAAGCAUGGUAAGUAACUUUAGUGUUUGAACACUUCAACUUAUUUUCUUGAGAAAUUGUAACUUUCAGACACAUUUCCAUGACUGUUCUUAAAUGACAGACGCUGCCUGAUUGUAUUAAGAAAAUGUCUUUUUUUCAUGAUCUGUUUUCCUCAUGUUGUCAGAAUCACGGUGGGAUUCAGCCUAUUGACUGUUUAAACUUAUGAUAUAUUUGUGAAUGCAUCCUUGCUGUUUUUGUGUCGACGUGGCAGCCUGUGUUGAACGACUUGAUCACUCCAUGAUCUGUAUGUAAUCUUUCAGAGCUUCUUUGCACUAUGGCGAUGAUGACGGACGCAGUUUUGCUGAAUGUAACUUCUUAUCAUUCCAUUGUGUUUACGACCUGCUGUGUGCCGUUUCAAAAACCCUGAAGGUCUGAGAGGAGUACGGAUAACAUGAACAUCCAUUUUGAAUGUGUUCUGCAAGGACAGCUCCACGACAUCAUACUUUAAAUCAUCUACUUUUCAUUUUGUUAACAUUGUCAUCAAGACGAUUUAAUCUUUACAGGAGAGGACAGAGAAAUCUAUCUGUGAAAGGAGGGCUUCUGGUACUCAUUUUGGGGGUAGAAAAAGUUCAGCAUGUAGCCACUAAACUUCUGUAAUAGCCUCGAACAUGAUCCUGGUGUACUCUAAAUGUGCUUGUUUGUUGUUUUUUUUUUUUUUACCACUGACAGGCUCAUAUUGUUGUUUCAAUCCCUUCAGAGGUUAAAUUCUGAUUUGUUUUAAAAAAUAGAAACAGCUGUAAAAAUACUCUAACUAUCGCAGCAAUAAAUCUCAUUGACAAAAACAGUCAUCUACCCUGCAGGACACACAAGUUGCCGGUGUACUGCUGCCUCAAUUGGUUAGUUUGUGUGGCUUUGUUGUAUUUGGUUUAUUCAAAGCUGACAAAAUACACAAACUGACAAACCCAAAAACAGUACGACAAAAUAAGCAAUUGCGGCAGCGAGGUCUGUGGCCUGCAGGGAGAAAUGACUUUGUCAAUGAAGUUUGGCGGCUUUGAAGUGUUGUUGUGACUAGCCUAAGACAUGUGUAUUUAUUAUUCAUUUUAUCUAUUAGUCAUUGUAGUUAUUACACCCCAAAAUAUGUGGAGAAAAAAGAGGAGAGUGCAGGUUUAAAAUGAGUAGAAUUAAGCAGCAGUGUGGAGAAAGUAGAAAAUGUAGAAGAACAAAAGGACAUGAAACACUCAAUGAGAUAUUUCUACAACCUUUAAUGAGCUUUUUCAGUUUGCUUUGUGAUGCUUAUAUAUUAGCCUGCAGUUGAUCAGAAUACAAUUCUACAAAUUAAGUCUUUUUAAGUCAUUUCAGAUGCAAUCAGAAUGCUCAUACAUUAAAAAAAAUAUAUAAAAUGCAAAAUAAACAAACAUCUCUUGAACAUUUA
Messenger RNA from Labrus mixtus (cuckoo wrasse), 4390 nucleotides. It is a transcript of the gene c13h2orf69, whose product is annotated as chromosome 13 C2orf69 homolog. The transcript has 3 exons. The coding region runs from base 1 to 1008 and encodes 335 amino acids. Gene Ontology annotation, cellular component: mitochondrion. Lineage: Eukaryota; Metazoa; Chordata; Actinopteri; Labriformes; Labridae. The record is from RefSeq and is a predicted model, not a curated record.